CAGUUGAGGGACAGUGAGUAAAUACUAAAUGGUUAUUUUUAUUCUUCUGUCCUCACUUUUCUUUAUAAGAUAUGUGUAACACACCGACUUACUGUGACCUAGGAAAGGCUGCCAAGGAUGUCUUCAACAAAGGAUAUGGGUUUGGCAUGGUCAAAAUAGAUCUGAGAACCAAGUCAUGUAGUGGAGUGAUGGAAUUUGCGACUUCGGGUCAUGCUUACACUGAUACAGGGAAAGCAUCAGGCAACCUGGAGACCAAAUACAAGAUCUGCAACUAUGGGCUCACCUUCACCCAGAAGUGGAACACAGACAACACUCUUGGGACAGAGAUCUCUUUGGAGAAUAAGUUGGCUGAAGGGUUGAAACUGACUCUUGAUACCAUAUUUGUACCGAACACAGGAAAGAAGAGUGGGAAAUUGAAGGCUUCCUAUAAACGGGAUUGUUUCAGUCUUGGCAGUAAUGUUGAUAUAGAUUUUUCUGGACCAACCAUCUAUGGCUGGGCUGUGUUGGCCUUUGAAGGUUGGCUUGCUGGCUAUCAGAUGAGUUUUGACACAGCCAAAUCCAAACUGUCACAGAACAACUUCGCCCUGGGUUACAAGGCUGCAGACUUCCAGCUGCACACUCACGUGAACGAUGGCACUGAAUUUGGAGGGUCAAUCUACCAGAAGGUGAAUGAGAAGAUUGAAACGUCAAUAAACCUGGCGUGGACGGCUGGCAGUAACAACACCCGUUUUGGCAUCGCUGCUAAGUACAAGCUGGAUUGUAGAACUUCUCUCUCUGCUAAAGUAAACAAUGCCAGCCUGAUUGGACUGGGUUAUACUCAGACCCUUCGACCAGGAGUCAAGCUGACCCUGUCCGCUCUCAUCGAUGGAAAGAACUUCAAUGCCGGUGGUCACAAGGUGGGGCUGGGAUUUGAACUGGAAGCUUAAUGUGGGGGUUUUUGAGUAAAGCGUCCGCUUUGUCCCUGGAGGUGAAGAGAAAUGAACCCACUAUGUUUUGGCCUUAAAAUUCUUCUGUGAAAUUUCAAAAGUGUGAACUUUUUAUUCUUCCAAAGAAUUGUAAUCCUCCCCACACUGAAGCUAGAGAUCGAGUCCGUGGUAAGGGAGGUGCUUGAAGGCACGCCCGGAAGUGGUCCUGUUUGUGCCACAUUUCAGUUCAGUUCCGCAGUGUUGCUUUAAACGUGUUCCAAAGGAAGGGAGCCGGCCCUCUGGCUGUCACCGCGCCCUGCAUGCCCACACCACUCCUUCGUGGCUUGUCACAUAGUGGUCUCUGUGCGGUAGUGGAACCUUUGGUUUGGCAUCAGAGUAAAAUAAAAUAAACCCGUCACAUUUGGAACAUAA
Molecule: messenger RNA, 1337 nt
Organism: Vicugna pacos (alpaca)
Lineage: Eukaryota; Metazoa; Chordata; Mammalia; Artiodactyla; Camelidae
Source: RefSeq, a predicted model, not a curated record